Messenger RNA from Neltuma alba, 2936 nucleotides. RefSeq names its product kinesin-like protein KIN-UC. The record is from RefSeq and is a predicted model, not a curated record. NCBI's taxonomy places the organism in Eukaryota, Viridiplantae, Streptophyta, Magnoliopsida, Fabales, Fabaceae. Gene Ontology annotation, cellular component: mitotic spindle; spindle microtubule. Gene Ontology annotation, molecular function: microtubule binding; plus-end-directed microtubule motor activity; ATP binding. Gene Ontology annotation, biological process: microtubule-based movement; spindle elongation; mitotic spindle assembly.
CAACUGGAGUUUUGAGUCUUAUAGAUUUGAUGAAGUUUUCACAGAAACUGCCUCUCAGAAGCGAGUUUAUGAGGUUGUUGCCAAACCUGUAGUUGAGAGUGUAUUGAGUGGAUAUAAUGGGACAAUUAUGGCUUAUGGUCAAACAGGUACUGGUAAAACUUACACGGUUGGAACAUUGGGUAAAGACGAUGCCUCAGAGCGUGGCAUUAUGGUUAGAGCUUUGGAAGACAUAAUUGCCAACACAUCCGCAUCUGAUAGUGUUGAAGUUUCCUAUUUACAGUUGUAUAUGGAGUCCAUACAUGAUUUACUUGCUCGAGAAAGUGACAUUUCUAUACAUGAAGACCCAAAGAGCGGUGAAGUGUCAUUACCUGGUGUUGAAGUGGUUAAAGUUCAAGAUCUUGAUAGUUUCAUGCAGUUACUUGAACUAGGUGAGGUAAAUCGCCAUGUAGCUAACACAAAGCUGAACACAGAAUCCUCUCGGAGUCAUGUGAUUCUUAUGGUUCAAAUUCGCAGAUCUAUUCUUGGGAAAAAGGUAGAGGACACUACUUGUCAAGAUAAAAGCAUCAGCAAUGAUCUUUAUGUUGACAACAAGAAACCUAUGAUUCAGAAGAGCAAGUUGCUAAUUGUGGAUCUUGCAGGAUCUGAAAGGAUAGACAAAUCUGGAAGUGAAGGGCACUUGCUUGAAGAGGCUAAAUUCAUUAAUCUUUCUCUCACUUCACUUGGAAAAUGCAUAAAUGCAUUGGCCGAAAAAAGCCCGCACAUACCAACAAGAGAGUCCAAGCUUACAAGGCUACUUCGCGAUUCAUUUGGAGGGUCUUCAAGGACUUUCUCUAUUAUAACAAUUGGGCCUUCUGUGAAGUGCCAUGCAGAGACUUCUGGCACAGUAAUGUUCGGACAGCGAGCAAUGAAGAUUGUGAACAAGGUAAAGCUCAGAGAAGAAGUUGAUUAUGAAGCUUUAUGCCGUAAACUUGAAAAUCAAGUGGACCUUCUUACUGCAGAAGUUGAAAGGCAACAGAAGUUGAGAGAAAAUGAAAGACACAUGUUGGACAAGCAGCUCAAAGAAUGCCAAGGUGCUUUAAUUGAAACAAAGAAAAGUCUGCUUACAAGGUCUGAGUUUCUACAAAAGGAAAACAUGGAUUUGAAAGGGGAAUUAAAGGACAUUUUAAGCGAACUUAAAUGUCAGAAAGAUCAAAAUUGUUCGUUGCAUGAAGUGGCUGCAAAUCUGGAAAAGAAAUAUGAGCAACAACUCCGUGAAAAUUCUGCAAUUCAAGAAGUACUGGCAGAAACCACUCAGAUGUAUGAGAGGAAAAUUGCAGAGUUGAUUAAGCAGAUUGAAGACAGGCAUUCUUGUGAUGAACACGCUGCAAAAGAACUAGAUACGAUACAUAAGCUUCUAGAUGAUCAUCAAAAGUCAAUUCAGCAAAAAGAACUAGAGAACGCCGCAUGUCAAAGGGCUCUGGCUGAAACCACUAAAAUGCAUGAGAAACAAGUAAUGGAGCUAGUUAAACAGAUAGAAGAUGAGCACCGCCGAUUUGAAUGUGCACAGGAACAAUUAGACUUGGCAAAGGGACUCCUAAGUGAUCAGCAAGACUUAGCACAGAAGCAGGGAGAGAUUGAUGAACUUCGGGCGAGAUUACAAGGAAUGUCCCAUUUACAUGAUGCUACUACAAAUGAACUCCAUUUGUUAAAAUCAAAAUAUCAAAAUCUAUUAGAGAGGGAGGUUACACUGAAUGAGGAACUUCAUGCCAUGAGGCAAAGACUCCUGACAGAAGAGGAGCAGAGAAAAGAUGUUGAAAAUGAGCUGUUUAAACUUAAGAAGAAUGUGUCUGAAACUGAGAAUGAUAUCAAGAAAGCUGUUUUGAAGGAAAGUAGCCAAAAUACAUUCAAUGAAGCUUUGGAGCAUGGAUCCCCUGUGAUGUCAAACAAGAUUAAACCAUCAAAGGAGACAAUCUCUAGUCAGAAGGCUGCCAUUGCAAAGAUAUGCAAAGAAGUGGGGUUUCAAAGAAUAUUAGAGUUAUUGAAGUCUGAGGACUCGGAUACCCAAAUCCAAGCUCUAAAGGUGAUAGCCAAUCUGGCUGCUGAAGAUAUUAAUCAGGAAAAAAUUGUUGAAGAAGGAGGACUCGAUGCAUUGCUUACAUUAAUGGAAUUAUCGCAAAAUUCAACAAUUCUUCGAGUGGCUUCUGGGGCUAUUGCCAAUUUGGCUAUGAAUGAGCUUAGUCAAGGUUUAAUAGUGAGCAAAGGAGGUGCGAGGCUACUAGCGACGAUAGCUUCAACAGUGGUUGAUCCACAGACCCUAAGGAUGGUUGCCGGGGCACUUGCUAAUUUAUGUGGAAAUGAGAGGUUACAUAUGCUGCUGAACGAAGAUGGAGGUAUCAAAGCACUUGUGGAAAUGGUCAGAUGUGGGAAUAUUGAUGUCAUUGCGCAGGUUGCUAGGGGAUUGGCUAACUUUGCAAAAUGUGAAUUUAGAGGAAGAGUUCAAGGACAAGCAAAAGGCUGCUCACUAUUAAUGGAAUAUGAUGCUCUUUCAUGGUUGAUUGCCAACUCUAGUACCUCUUCAGCUUCAACCCGGCGACACAUUGAGCUUGCUUUAUGUCAUCUGGCACAAAAUGAGGACAAUGCCAAGGAGUUCAUUUCCAAAGGUGGAGUGAAAGAGCUGGUUCGAAUAUCAGUACAGUCCACCAGAGAAGAUAUUCGAAAUUUUGCACAACGAAUACUCAGCUCAAAUCCGAUGUUUCGGGCAGAGAUGAAUGAACAACAGAUUUAUUAUACAUAAUACUUUUUUUGAGUUUUUAAAUUUUGCAAUAUGUAUCAUAUUAGUAUGGUGACUGACUUCUUGCCUUGUGUUGCACGGUUUAUCAGUUGUGAGCGUCAUUUUUUCUUUUUUCUUUUUUCUUUUUGGGGUAAUAAGCAAAAUUUUGUUCUCGAUUAGUCUUGCA